This is a messenger RNA of Nasonia vitripennis (jewel wasp), 2059 nucleotides long. RefSeq lists its product as uncharacterized. The record is from RefSeq and is a predicted model, not a curated record. The transcript is spliced from 5 exons. Bases 479 to 1234 code for a protein of 251 amino acids. NCBI's taxonomy places the organism in Eukaryota, Metazoa, Arthropoda, Insecta, Hymenoptera, Pteromalidae.
GGAGCCGCGGCGCCCGUGACAUAUUUACUUCUAUAUUGGUGUUCGGAUUUUUCAUUAUACAAAAAAAAAUACUUAUCAUCAUUAUUGGUUGGAUUUUUUGGCUUAUUAGCAUGUCUUCUGAGCUAAACUAUGAUUUCCAACAAAAACAUUAGUGAAAAAGCUGCCUAUUUUUAUAAUAUGGGAGUAGAUAAUCCAAAAAUGCUGAAAUCACCUAUUUAUUCUUCAGCCCGAAAUGUGGUAGGACCGUGAAGUUAGCCGCGCACGGCCAAGAGUAAGGGGAUUGCUUUCUCAUAAAUAUCGAAAUCCCGCUCAUUUCCGCUAUUCAGGUUGAGGUUACUAUAUGCUUUCCCGCCAUAUACUUACUGCCGAUUUUAUUUAUAAUCGUCAUACAAGAGAAUCGUUGUGUUUUUUUAAUCUGGUCUGGCUAAAAGAAAUUCAUUUUUAAAGUCCAACAAUUCAGUGCAUUCACUUUAUAAAAAUGAAUUGUAGUUCUUCUUAUACAACCGAUGAGGAGAUGGAGUAUUUGGAAGAUCGUGAUGUAACCACAAUCAUUGUGGGGUAUGUCGAUGCAAUUACUGCUCCUGCAAAAGCUCCUGGCAAGAACGAUUUAUUAUUUAAAUUUGUUGUAUCAAAUGGAAACAGACGCAUUCCUAUUCUUGUAUGGGACGUAGAUCUUAUCAAUAAAUUAUCUAAAGAAAUUUGUUCUAGCAGGGUAGUAAGUAUUAAUGGUGGCCACUGUCGAGCUGUUGCCCCAUCGAAAAUCAAGGACGAAAGUAAUUUGGUCCCAUUUGAAGUAAUAAUAAAGGAAAAUACAGAAGUUUCUUUUUUGGGCUAUCACAACUUACAAAAUCAAACGACGAAUCAACUUCAAAAGGCCACUUUUGAUAACAUACACACUUUAGAAGGACUAAUAGAAAUUUCUGGCUACAUAAGAACGAAGUUUUCGUUAUUGCACAAUCGUAGUGGCCAUAUGACUUAUGGAUUAGGAGCAAUCACCGAUGGGAUUAAAAAAAUCACUGUUCAAGUGAAACAGUUUACGGAAUGUGAGGUUGAAAUUGGAGAUUAUGUCACUGUUACAGGAAUAUUAAAAGGCCAAGACUCCCUUGUAACAAUUUUUUGCGAUAGCAUCAAUAACAUAAAGUUGGAUGCUGAAAAACCAGCUUUAACAGCAGCAGAAGUUCAACGUGGUAGCCGACCAGUUAAACGCAUACGCACAAGUGACAAAAAAUGUUGAAUUACAUUUAAAAUAUUCCAUAUAUUUUGAGUUCUACGGUUAAAAGCUAUUAUUUAUUGAUUAUUUAAAAAAAAAUUACUGUUACAUAUUUCAUAUGUUCUGAGUUUUACGGUUCAAAGCUUUUAUUUAUUACUUUGCUUUUAUUUUAUACUAUUACAAUUUUGAACUAGAUUAAAGAAGAAUAACAAAUCAUAAGACUAAUUACGUACAAGUUUGGUACAAAAUGUGAUUCAUAGUUUUAUGACUGUGAUAUUAGAAACAUAUUUUGAUAGUUAUUCUUCAGACUAAAAAUAUGUGAUACUCGUGUUUAUCGAAACUAAAAUAAUUAUAUAUUUAAAAAGUCAAUACUCUUAUUAUAACAGUAUUUUCAUAAUGUUUAAUUAGUUUCAAAGAUUAAUAUAUAAUUAUGAUAUUUUCAGUUACACGCUAAAGUAUAAUGACUUCAAAGACUAAUUGACUUAAGAUUUUCAAUUACAUGUUCAAGUAUUUAAAUAAUUUAAAUGACUUUUAAGACUUGUUACAAGAAGAGAAUUGUAUCUUUUAAAGAUAAAGAUGACUCCGUAAACAAAAGUAUAUUUGUAGUUCCUAAUAUAGAAUUUACUAUAUUAAAAAGUUAACAUAAUAUUUCUAUAUAAUUUUGUAUUUGCAUGAAGUUUGUUUAUUUGUUUGUACAAACAAUGUAUCAAGUCUACGUAUAUUUUUUAUAAUAUAAAGUAAAUAAAAAGACUAUUAUGAGAUUACGAUGAUAUAAAACUGUUCUUUUUGGCAACAUAUAUUUCAAACAAAAAAUAAGUUAAUUAAUUAAAUAAAAUAAGUAGUACAAUG